GCGAGGCCUUGCUCGCCAGGCUUUGCAGAAGGGAGUGGGGAGGACAUGGCUGAAGGCAGCCCAGGCGGUCCGGCGUGCAGCGGGGUGGGCUGCGGGCAGGACCCGAUCCCCAGCAGUGGUGGCAGCAACUUCCCGGAGUACGAGCUUCCUGAGCUGAGCACGCGCGCUUUUCAUGUGGGUGCCUUUGGGGAGCUGUGGCGGGGCCGUCUGCGCGGGGCCGGGGACUUGUCGCUGAAGGAGCCGACGGCACCCGCACAGCCCGGGAGCCGAGGAAUCGCUGACUCCAACCGGGAAGAUGCCGCGGUAGCCCGGGAUCUGGGCUGCAGCCUGGAGGCGGCGGCCGAGCUGAGGGCGGUGUGCGGCCUUGAUAAACUGAAAUGCCUUGAGGAAGGUGAGGAUCCGGAAGUCAUCCCAGCGGCUACUGACCUGGUGACUUUGGGGGCUAGAAAGAAGUUCUUGGAGCAUCGGGAAGAAACCAUAACGAUAGAUCGCGUCUGCAGACAGGAAACAUUUGCGUAUGAGAUGGAGUCACAUGCCAUGGGGAAAAAGCCUGAAAAUCCAGCAGACAUGGUUGAAGAAGGGGAGCUUAUCCUAUAUGUGAACAUCUUGUAUCCUGUUAUAUUCCAUAAGCACAAAGAACACAAACCGUACCAGACGAUGCUGGUAUUGGGUAGUCAAAAGCUCACAGAACUGAGGGAUUCCAUAUGCUGCGUCAGUGACCUCCAGAUUGGCGGAGAGUUCAGCAACACUCCUGACCAGGCUCCUGAGCACAUCAGCAAAGAUCUAUACAAAUCAGCCUUCUUUUAUUUUGAAGGAACAUUUUACAAUGAUAGAAGAUUCCCAGAAUGCAGAGAUUUAAGCAGAACUAUCAUCGAGUGGUCAGAGUCCCAUGAUAGAGGCUAUGGAAAGUUUCAGACUGCUAGAAUGGAAGAUUUCACCUUCAAUGACUUGUAUAUUAAGCUGGGUUUUCCCUACUUAUACUGUCACCAGGGAGAUUGUGAGCACGUUAUUGUCAUUACCGACAUAAGGCUUGUGCACUACGACGACUGCUUGGAUAGGACACUUUACCCACUUCUGAUCAAGAAGCACUGGUUAUGGACCAGGAAGUGUUUUGUUUGUAAAAUGUACACAGCCAGGUGGGUGACAAACAAUGACAGUUUUGCACCAGAGGAUCCAUGUUUCUUUUGUGAUGUUUGCUUCCGAAUGCUCCACUACGACUCAGAAGGCAACAAACUGGGGGAAUUCCUUGCUUAUCCCUAUGUUGACCCUGGAACCUUUAAUUAAAGAUAGACCCUGCACACACACACCUCUACCAAAAAAUCUGGCACCUUUGUAACUGUCUACAUGGAUGAGUUCCUUUAUUCCCAUAAAAUGCCACUGUGGAACAGGAUCCACCAUGAAUAAUCAGCUAAAGCUACCCAAAAAAGUCCAAAUCACGUUUUCUUAUAAAGUACCUUGGUUGUAUUUAAAUGUUCAGACGUAUUUUGUACUUAUACUAAACACAUUUUUUAAUUUAGUUCUUUUUAUCCACUUUAAGUGGGCUGCUUAUCGUACUGCUGUGGAAGUGCUUUUAUACUCUGAAUAUAAAUCCCUUAUCAAUCUGUGACAUGCCUACUCAUUCUGUGUGUCCAGAGUGGUUUUUGUUAAUAGAAUUCAAUUAAUGAUACAUGAAGUGGAGGAAGUGUUUUGAAAAUUCUUUGAAGAAUUUGAGAGCUACAUGGUCUGAUUCUGCACCUCAUGGCUUCUAAGGUAAAGAUCCUUCAGUUAUCUGUAAUAAAAAUUUUAUUAUGGA
Tupaia belangeri chinensis (Chinese tree shrew) is the source of this 1792-nucleotide messenger RNA. RefSeq names its product small nuclear RNA activating complex polypeptide 3 (gene SNAPC3). Lineage: Eukaryota; Metazoa; Chordata; Mammalia; Scandentia; Tupaiidae. Gene Ontology annotation, biological process: snRNA transcription by RNA polymerase III; snRNA transcription by RNA polymerase II. The transcript has 9 exons. Gene Ontology annotation, molecular function: RNA polymerase III type 3 promoter sequence-specific DNA binding; RNA polymerase II cis-regulatory region sequence-specific DNA binding; core promoter sequence-specific DNA binding. The record is from RefSeq and is a predicted model, not a curated record. The coding region runs from base 46 to 1284 and encodes 412 amino acids. Gene Ontology annotation, cellular component: snRNA-activating protein complex.